Leptopilina boulardi is the source of this 861-nucleotide messenger RNA. It is a transcript of the gene RpL23A, whose product is annotated as 60S ribosomal protein L23a. Gene Ontology annotation, cellular component: ribosome; cytosolic large ribosomal subunit. Gene Ontology annotation, biological process: translation; ribosomal large subunit assembly. Gene Ontology annotation, molecular function: rRNA binding; structural constituent of ribosome. The record is from RefSeq and is a predicted model, not a curated record. NCBI's taxonomy places the organism in Eukaryota, Metazoa, Arthropoda, Insecta, Hymenoptera, Figitidae. The transcript is spliced from 4 exons. Bases 78 to 776 code for a protein of 232 amino acids.
AUUCAAUAUCCGCUUUUGAUUUUAGUAGUUAGUGUUUCCGGUUGCCGUGAUCGGACCUAUCCUCCUUUUAGCUAAAAAUGGCUCCCAAACCGAAACCUACGGAAAAAGCAGGCGCAAAGUCUGGGGACAAAAAGUCCGCAGAGAAAAAGACAGAAAAGAAGCCAGCAACCGCAGCUUCUUCGACAUCGAAAGUAACGAAACCGGCAGCAAAACCUGCAGUUGCCAAAAAGCCUGCAGCCGCUAAACAAGCUCCGGCGAAGAAGCAAGCACCAGCAAAACCUGCGGCAGCGGCGAAAAAACCAGCAGCGGCUAAACCCGCGAAGAAAAUUCCCAAGGGAGGAAAAGCUCCAACAACUGUACAAAAGGCUUUGAAAGCACAAAAGAAGAUCCUAAAAGGAGUUCAUGGAUCACGUGUACGAAAGAUUAGGACGUCAGUCCACUUUCAUCGGCCAAAAACAUUCAGACCGCCGAGAGAUCCAAAAUAUCCCCGCAAAAGUGUCCCUAACAGGAAUCGCAUGGACGCUUUUAACAUUAUUAAAUAUCCGUUGACAACGGAGGCGGCUAUGAAGAAAAUUGAGGAUAAUAACACUCUUGUAUUUAUUGUGCACACGCGUGCAAAUAAAUAUCAUAUUAAGAGUUCAGUGAAGAAACUUUACGACAUUGAUGUUAGUAAAGUGAAUACAUUGAUCAGGCCUGAUGGCAAAAAGAAAGCCUAUGUUCGUUUGGCAAGGGACUAUGAUGCUCUUGAUGUAGCGAAUAAAAUUGGUAUCAUAUAAAUAAUUUGUAAAAUGAUAAAACUGAAAAAAAUUUAUUAAAAAAAAAAUACCUCCGGGAAUAAACAUCUUCACGGGUAUAUAAUAA